AUGAAAUACUUAAAAGAAAAAUUAUAUUCAGGAAAUCAAGAAAAUUGUAUAAAUAUUUUUUUUGAAAAUUAUAGUAAUGUUACAAAAAAUAAUAAUAAUAUUCUUAUCAAAUCAAAUAAUGUAGAAUUUUAUAACAUAAAAUUGGAUGAAAUUUAUAUAAUUGAAAAUGAAACAAUUAUAAAGAAAUUUUUUAUUAUUGAUGAAAAAUAUUUUCAAUUAAAUGAAAUUAAAAAUAUUGAAACAAUAUUAAACAUUGAAAAAGAUGGAUUAAUUGAAAUUAAUAAAAAUUAUUGUAAAAUAUUAAAUCCAAUAUAUUUAGAUAAAUUAUUAAUUAUUUUGAUGUUGUCAAAUUGUAUUCCUGUUAUGAAUGAAAAAUGGUCAUUAGAAUUAUUAUUAAUUGAUAAUGAAUUUAAAUGGUCAAAAGCAUUAGUAAUACUAGAUGAUAUUGAUUUUUUAAAUCCAUAUUAUUUUGAUAAUCGUCCAUUGUCUAAUUAUAAUAUUAAAGAAAAAAUUAGAUAUGGUAAAAAACUUCUUUCAUGGAAUUUUAAAAUUUUAACACCAAUUGUUAGUAAUAUGCUAACAUUUUUUGAAAAAAGAUAUACAGGUAAUAUUAUUAACAAAAUUGUAGAAACACAAACUUUAUAUGAUGAAGAUGAAGAAUUAUUUAAAAAUGAACGUUUGAAACCAAUGUUAGAUGAAAAAUUUACAAUAAUAAUGACUACAUAUAAAAGAAUUCCAGGAUUAAAUUAUUCUUUAUCACAAUUUAAUAAUAUCACAGAUGUUGAUAAAAUAAUAGUAAUAUGGAAUGAUCUUGAUUUAUCAAGUUUACCCAAAAAAAAAUUUUGGAAUAAAAGUGUAGCACCUGUAUUUUUUGUAAAACCAAAUGCAAAUUCAUUGAAUAAUAAAUUUCUUCCAUAUGAUAUUAUAAAAACAGAUUCAAUUUUAAUUUUAGAUGAUGAUCAAAUAUUAACUAAAUCACUUUUAUAUAAUCUUUUCAAUGUAUGGAAGUUUAAUAGAGAUGUUCUAGUUGGAUAUUAUAAAAGAUUAACAGGAAAUGGUCCAGGUAAUGCUUAUUUUGCUAGUAAAUUAAAAGAAUUUGAUCUUAUAUUGACAAGUUUAUCUUUUGUUGAUAGAAAAUAUUUAUACUAUUAUACGUAUAAUUUUCCUUUUAAAUUUAAAAAAAGAAUUGAUAAUUUAACAAAUUGUGAAGAUAUUUCAAUGAAUUAUUUAGUUGCAAUGUAUAGUGAUAAACCAAAUAUAGCAUUUACAAGUGGACCUGAUUUAUCUAAGUGUAGAAAUUGUACUUUUACUGGAUUAUCUACAAAAUCUGAUCAUUAUAAAAUAAGAUCAGAUUGUGUGCUUAAAUUAAAUGAAAUAUUUGGACUAAAUCCUAUGAUAAGAAAUAAAUUUUAUGCAAAAGAAAUUAAUACUUGA
Messenger RNA from Strongyloides ratti, 1434 nucleotides. Its product is annotated as Exostosin-3. The record is from RefSeq and is a predicted model, not a curated record. Bases 1 to 1434 code for a protein of 477 amino acids. Gene Ontology annotation, molecular function: glycosyltransferase activity. Lineage: Eukaryota; Metazoa; Nematoda; Chromadorea; Rhabditida; Strongyloididae. The transcript has 2 exons. Gene Ontology annotation, cellular component: membrane.